CUGAACUCGCCUCAUCUUUUGCUGGCAGUUCGUUUUUGCCUCUUCUAGCAGCCUGCCUUUUUCAGAAUGAUACAGAUCUUGGACCCAAGACCCUUGCCAAGCUCCAUCAUGCCUGUGGAUGUGGCCAUGAGAAUUUGCUUAGCCCAUUCUCCACCACUGAAGAGUUUUCUCAGCCCCCUUGAGGACUGCCAAAGAAACAACUUUGUGAACAGAUUCAAACCUCUCAGACCGUGUCUUCAUGUGAAACGUGACUCCGAGGCUCAGAAGAGUGACUGGAACCACUCGACAGCCCGAGCCAAGAAACGAGUUGUGUUCGCAGACUCAAAGGGGCUGUCCCUGACGGCAAUACACACCUUCUCUGAGUUCCAGGAGCACCCUGGGUGGGAUCUUCAGUUUGACCUCUUAGGCAUUGAAAACAUAACAUCUGGCUUAAAGCUACACGAGGAGAAAAACUUGAUUCUGGGUUUCCCUCGGCCCUCAGCUGACUAUCUGGGCUUCAGGAACCGCCUGCAGAAGAACUUGGUCUGCCUGGAGAACUGUACCCUGCAAGAGAAGGUGCUCUCAGGCACUGUGAAAGUAAAAAACGUGAGCUUUGAGAAAAAAGUUCAGGUUCGAGUUACCUUUGAUACAUGGAAGACCUACACGGACAUUGAGUGUGUAUACAUGAACGAUGUUUACGGUGAUUCUGAAAAUGAUACCUUCUCAUUUACCAUUGACAUGCCUCCUGCCAUUUCUUCUGAAGAAAAGAUAGAGUUUUGCAUUUCUUACCAAAGUGGAGAACAUACCUUCUGGGACAAUAACGAGGGUCAGAAUUACAAGAUUCUCCAUGCAGAGUGGAAGCCUGAUGGUGUUCAGAUACCAUCUGCCAAGAAAGACUGUGUAGAUCUUGAGACUCCAAGAAGAGGACAAGAGAGAGAGCCUGAUCAACUAGGCAGCCCGAGGCUGUCCAGUGGUCUCUUUCCCCAGUGGCAGAGCUUGGGUCAGAUUGAAAAUUCAUCACCAUAUUGGUGA
Molecule: messenger RNA, 1011 nt
Organism: Cariama cristata (Red-legged seriema)
Lineage: Eukaryota; Metazoa; Chordata; Aves; Cariamiformes; Cariamidae
Gene: PPP1R3C
Product: protein phosphatase 1, regulatory subunit 3C
Exons: 2
Coding region: 67-1011 (314 amino acids)
Biological process (GO): regulation of glycogen biosynthetic process
Cellular component (GO): protein phosphatase type 1 complex
Molecular function (GO): glycogen binding; protein phosphatase 1 binding
Source: RefSeq, a predicted model, not a curated record